AAUCCCCACCAGAAAUCAGAAGUCAAAGUUAACCAAGGGGACAAACCGGGAAGGGUGAACUAUCCGGUUACUCUGAGUGCUCCUGUCACGCUUUACAGUAAAGAAGUUAAAUUAUAUUUUGAACGUUUCUCGUUAAUGUGGUUUGGUAGUUACAAAAAGAGGUUAAUUGGGGAGUGUUGAGGACUUGUUUGCACCUUUCUCUGGUAUUUUUACGCGCUGUGCCAGCUGUUUGCGCACCUGAGUUUGUGCAGCGUCAACAUGACUUUAAUGCAUCUGAGCAACUAAACUUUCAUGGUGAAAUGUCUUACCGGUGACAUGCCUGCUGUGGUGAACCCUGGUAAAUGCGCAAUCUUUCGCUGUGGAAUAACCACCGGAGUCCAAGUGUCAUCAGGGAGAAGCUGAUGUGGCCGUCUGGAGGAGCGCACCAGUUUGAUGUCAGCUGGGAUUUGACAGAGCGCAGGAGUUUGAGAUGCAAGAGAGACCUUAGAGCGACAAUCCUCGGCUACUUUUACCUGGAUUCAACACGGGCUGCCCAGAGCCAUGGCCUCUGAGGUGGUGUGCGGGCUGGUCUUCAGGUUACUGCUGCCGGUGUGUCUUGCUGCUGCUUGCCUGUUCAGGUACAAUGCCCUGUCCUUCGUCUACCUCAUCUAUCUCCUGCUUAUUCCGCUCUUCGCAGAGCCCACAAGCACAACAAUGCAGGGCCACACAGGGCGUCUGCUGCAGUCCCUCUGCUUCACCAGUAUGUCCUUCCUGCUGCUCCACAUCAUCUAUCAGAUUACCAUCAACAGCCUCCUGGCAGGGAACUCCAUCACCUCUGACUUCAACUGUUCCACGUGGGAGAAAUCCAUAAGACAAAUUGGCUUUGAGAGUGUGAUUGGUGCAGAUGCAGGGAACGGCAUCCGAGUGUUCAUCCCUGACAUCGGCAUGUUCGUGGCCGGCUUGGCCAUCUGGCUGCUGUGUCGCAGCCUGGUCCAGAAGAGGCCGCCUGAGGACAUGGCACAGUACAACGCCGACUUUGAAGCAGAGGAACAAGAAGAAGAGGAGAAACUGAGCCUGGAGGACAACAUCCUGCUAGAGGAUGACUUUGAAGCGGGGUACGAGGCCGAGGAGGAUGAGGAGGACGAGGAGCUGGACGAGGAGGAAGACGUGGAGGAGGAGGAGGAGGAGGCGAAGGAGAGCACCAAGAUGAAGAUUCUGCGGCACAUGGCGGAGGUUGCAUCCAAAGUGAAGGAGAUUAUUGGGAACUUGAUCACCACUGCGGGGAAGGUGGUGGUCAUCGUCUUGUUGGGGAUGACAGGCAUCAUGCUGCCCUCGUUGACCUCGGCUGUCUACUUCUUCAUCUUCUUGUUCCUGUGCACCUGGUGGUCUCUCUGCCGGACCUUCGACACACUCAUCUUCAGCUGCAUGUGUGUCCUGAUGGCCAUCUUUAGCGCUGGACACCUCAUUGUCCUCUACCUCUACCAAUUCCAGUUCUUCCAGGAGUCCAUCCCACCGGACGACAGCUACAUCCGUGUAUUUGGCUUCUCCCCCCUUGUUCAGAGCAACUGCUCCUACACAUGGAAGCUCAUGGUGCACCCGGAGCGUAAUUGGUACCACUUUGUCAAUCCCAUCAUGCUACUGCUUCUCUACUACACCCUGGCCACACUCAUCCGCCUCUGGCUGCAGGAACCAAUCGACCAGCUGACGGACGACAAGGAUGGCGAUAUGUGUGAGGAGGAAGAUCUGGUCGGAAACAGUACAAGUAACUCUGCCAACAGGAAGAGGCAGCUGUGGUGGGAGUCACGGCAGGGCACAGAUGAGAAAAACCUGCUCUCUACCCAGGAUGGCAUCAGUACAACGGAGGCUGUGCCCACCUCAAACGGGACGUCCUUUGAUUUCGUCACAACUGAGAAUGGACCAGUCUGUCUGGACUUGUACUCCACCCCCCAGUAUAAAAUGGACCAGCCCAGUGAUGGUACAGAGAAGAAGGAUGAGUGUGUGUAUGAAGUGUGUUUGCCACUGGAGGAUUCGCCGUUGGAGGGAGGAGAGGAGAAGUCUGAGGAAGGAGAGGAUGGGAUUAAGAGAAGAGGAGUCAGUGCGAUGGUCAAAAUCUUCCACUUCAUCAUGAAACAGAGCUACAUCUGUGCUCUCAUAGCCAUGAUGGUGUGGAGCAUUACAUACGUCAGCUGGCUGACGUUCGUCUUCCUCAUCUGGUCUUGCAUGCUGUGGAUGGUGAGGGACCGGAGGCGUUACGCCAUGCUGUCUUCUCCCUUCAUGGUGGCCUACGGCAACCUGCUGAUAGUUCUGCAGUACAUUUGGACUUUUGAGAAAAUGACGCCAGUCCCGGAGUUCUUUGUACAGAAGAACAACCCUUUCCACUCACUUUCAUCCAAGGUUCUGUGUAUGCUGAGCUUCUGGCUGCUGCUGAGACAAACGCUUACAGAGAGACGGGAAAAACAAAAGGAAGACAGUGCUAGUCUCUCAGAUGUUCAUGUGGAGGAUCAGAAGAAGAAUGAGGAAGAGGACUCUGAGGAGGGAGGGGAGCAGGACAUCAUGCAGGUUCUGGGCAACAUGGUCAUGGCUCUGCUGGUUAAAUACUGGAUCUACAUAUGUGGUGGCAUGUUCUUCGUCGUCAGCUUCGAGGGAACCAUCGUCAUGUACAAGAUCAUCUACAUGAUGAUGUUCCUCUCCUGUGUGGCACUCUAUCAGGUGCACUUUGAGUGGUGGCGAAGGAUCCUGAAGUACUUCUGGAUGUCGGUGGUAAUGUACACCAUGCUGGUCCUCAUCCUGGUCUACACCUACCAGUUUGAGAGCUCUAUGAGCCGUUGGUCCAAGAUGUUGGGCAUGGACGAAGAGAGCUUGAAGGACCUGGGCCUGGAGAAGUUUUAUCUCUCCAUGCUGUUCACCAGGAUUUUCAUUCCCACUUCCUUCCUGCUGGUGUGUAUUCUCCACCUGCACUACUUCCACGACCGCUUCCUCCAGCUCACCGACCUCCAGGCUAUAGUGGCCAAAGAGCAGAGCACUAUCUACAGCCACGCUAAAGUCAGUGGGCGUGUCUAUCUGAUCAUGAACAGCAUCAAGCAAAAAAUUUCCACUCAACCGAGCAAACUGGUGGGAUCCGAUGGCAGCCUGGCAGACCUCACCAUGCUCAGCGCCAGCUCGGUGGAGGCAACGCUGCCCAGAGAGGAGCAGGAGGAGCAGGGGGAGCGGGAGGAGCAGAGGGAGCAGGGGGAGCAGAGCGAGUGGGGGACGAAGGAGAAGGAGAAGGAGAAGGAGAAGAAGGAGAAGGAGCAGGCCCUGGUGGUGGUGAUGUAUGACACUGACAUGAAUGACGCGAAGGCUAGGAGCUUCUCUGACCCGCGGCAGUCCAGCACAGAGGAGAGCCACCACUGCAGUGCUGGGACCGAGCCAGAGCCGAGCACCGAGCAGAGCUCAGAUCUGAAGAAUAAAUGGCACCUGGUGGUCGACCGUCUGACUGUGCUCUUCCUCAAGUUCCUGGAGUAUUUCCACAAACUGCAGCUGUUCAUCUGGUGGCUGCUGGAGAUCCACAUCAUCAAGAUCGUGUCCUGCUACAUUGUCAUUGUCUCUGUCAAAGAGGUGUCUUUGCUCAACUAUGUGUUCCUGGCGUCCUGGGCCUUCGCACUGCCCUACAGCCAGUAUCGGCCCCUUGCCUCCAGUGUUUGCACUGUCUGGACGUGUGUUAUCAUCGUAUGCAAAAUGUUGUACCAGCUGAAGUCUAUAAACCCACCAUCGUACUCCAAGAACUGCUCUAUGGAAAACUACUCAAAGGACCAGCAGGCUGAGAUGGAGAAGUCUCUGCUGUAUGAGAAACUUGUGGAUCCAGCCGUGUGGGUGGGCCUGGAGAAGUCUAAGGACCUGCUGGGCUACCUCAGGAACAACCUCUUGAUGCUGGCUCUCUUAGCAUUCGAGGUGACCAUCUACCGCCAUCAGGAAUACUUCAGAGUGAGGAACAAACUGUCGCCUCCCGCCGCCAGGAUUAUCUUCCAUGAUAUCACACGGCAGCAUCUGGACAUCGGCAUCGUCAGCUUCAUCAAAUACUUCAUCAACUACUUCUUCUACAAGUUUGGACUUGAGACGUGCCUGCUGUUGGUGGUCAAUGUAAUUGGGCAACGUAUGGACUUCUAUGCCAUGCUUCAUGCCUUCGCCUUGAUAGCAGUCAUGUAUAAACGCAGGAGGAAAGCCAUCGCUGAGAUCUGGCCCAAGUACUGCUUCUUCCUGGCCUUCAUGCUGACUUUCCAGUACUUUAUCUGCAUCGGGAUCCCACCCGCAGCCUGUAAAGACUAUCCCUGGAGGUUUCCCAACUCUACUACAGACUCCAAUGUGGUCAAGUGGCUCUACGCUCCAGAUUUCCUCACCAAACCCAAUCCAUGGUUCCUCAUCUAUGACUUCAUGUUGCUGCUGUGUGCCUCUUUCCAGAGGCAGGUCUUUGAUGAUGAGAACAAGGCGGCAGUCCGCCUCAUGGCUGGAGACAACGUGGAGAUCUGCAGAGACCUGGACGCAGCCACUUUCAGCGUCCACAACCCCGUCCCCGAUUUCAUCCACUGCAGGUCCUACCUGGAUAUGCUGAAGGUCAUCAUGUUUAGCUACCUGUUCUGGUUUGUCCUCACCAUCAUCUUCAUCACGGGGACCACACGCAUCAGUGUCUUCUGUAUGGGCUACCUGGUGGCCUGCUUCUACUUCCUGCUCUUUGGUGGUGAGCUGUUGCUCAAACCAAUCAAAAAGAUCCUCCACUACUGGGACUUCCUGAUCGCCUACAAUGUCUUUGUAAUCACCAUGAAGAACAUUUUGUCUAUUCUGGCUUGUGGCUACAUCAACUCUCUGAUUGAGAACCAGUGCUGGUUGAUCCAGUUGUUCAGUCUGGCCUGCACCAUCAAGGAAUACAAAAUCAACGUCGACCAAGAAAACCGGCCUGCCGAUCAGCGCUGUGAGCUGCCCAGCAACGAGGCCGGGAUCAUCUGGGACAGUAUCUGCUUCGCCUUCCUGCUGCUGCAGAGACGAGUCUUCAUGAGCUACUACUUCCUCCAUGUUGUGGCUGAUAUCAGAGCAUCACAGAUCCUCGCAUCCAGAGGGGCGGAGCUUUUCCAGGCCACUAUAGUGAAGGCGGUGAGAGCCAGACUGGAGGAGGAACGCAAAUCUGUGGAGCAGCUGAAGAGACAGAUGGAGCGCAUUAAGGUGAGGCAGCAAAAGUUUAAGAGGGGCAAGGAGAAGAUGCUGAGCAUGGCGCAGGAGUCUGGAGAAGGACAGACCCUCGUCCAGCCCGGGGAGGAUGAUGAUGAUGGAGCACAGCGAACGAAAGCCAAGACCAAAAAAAAGCAGUGGUGGAGGCCGUGGGUUGACCAUGCUUCCAUGGUUAGAAGUGGAGACUAUUAUUUGUUUGAAACUGACAGUGAGGAGGAAGAGGAGGAAGAGGAGAAAAGAGACGAUGAACCACCAAAGAAGUCUGCGUUUCAGCGAGCUAUUGGGAAGUUUGUCUCUGCUGUUCUGGCUUUGCCUAAGUCUAUCAUUAAGCUGCCUAAAACUAUACUGCAGUGUGUAGUCAAGGCAGGCAAGUUUCUUUAUCACGCCUGGAUCACUGACCCCAAAGCUGCCCUGAGGGCACGAGGCAAAGAGAAACGCAAAUUUUGGAAAAAAUACACCAAGGGAGUUAGACGCAAAAAAAGCAAGAAAGAUGCAGGUCAUGUGGCCAUAGAGGUUGGUGAGCUCUCAGAUGGGCAAGAAAAAGGAGAGGACAACAAGAAGUCUGGUGGUCCAGACAACAUCAUCAAGCGAGUGUUCAACAUCAUAAAGUUCACCUGGGUGCUCUUCCAGACGACGGUUGACAGCUUCACCAAGUGGAUGAACGAUAUGUGUAGGGAGUACAUCGACAUCUCCACUGUGCUGCGUAUAGAGCGCUGCAUGCUGACCAGAGAGGUCAAAAAGGGUAAUGUGCCGUCCAGAGAGAGCAUCCACGUCUACUACCAGAAGGCCAUGAGGCUCAACAUGUCCAGGCAGGCCAGUAUGGAUCAGCUAAGCGAGGACGAGUUUGCCUCGGGCUCCACCAGGGUCCGAAAAAGGCGAGGAGGCUACCGCAUGGAGAGCCAGGACUCCACAGCCUCCAGAGACAGCAUUUCCAGUGCCCCCACCGAGGCAACCACACUGUUUUCGCGCCAGUCCACCCUGGAAGACCUCGAUGGAAUGCCAGAGAGCAGUCCCAAAACCAGUCAGCGCGCCAGGCCCAAACUGUGUAAGAUGUACAGCCUGGACAUGUCCAAUUCAUCAAUGGACAGUUGCAGCAGCUUCAUAUCCAGUGAAGCGACCCAGUGCGUCACACUCUACUCCAGACAGGGGACCACAGAUACCAUAGAAGAAGUGGAGGAUGAGCAUGAUCAAAGGGAAGACAAGCAGCAGGUUGCCUGGGAAUCCCAACAGCUAGAUGAGAGCCAGGGGGCCGAGGGCGGUCCCUGGAGUGACGGAGAACCCAGGGAGAAUGAGGAGGAUGAGGGCCAUGAGAGACUGGAGGGUGAGGAGGGAGUAGAGGUACCUAAGGACCAGGAGAGCAAAGAGAGAGAAGAGGCUCCCUGGGAGUCCUUUGGCCCAGAUGAGGGCCCCUCCCUCAGGCUGGAGGAGGCAGAGUCUGCCCCUUCUGCCCAGGAGAAGGACUUCAUCACUGAGAGUGAGGACGGGGGAGGACAGCAGGACUUCAUGCAGACAGAGGGGCGAGUAGGGCUGCUCUACACCCCUGAUACAGAUGCUUCUAAAACGUCUGACGCAGACGUGCCUCCCAGCUACAGCAAAGCGGUCAGCUUUGACCGUCUGGAAGUUAGCGAUGACGAGAGUGACAUGGAUAGGAAGAGGCGUAUGGUUAUGACCUCUGACAGCCGCUCAGACAGCAGGUCAGACAUCAUGUUGCCGUCUAUGACCACUGAGCUGACCGCCAGCGAACUGCUGCUCAACAAGAUGUUUUAUGAUGAGGAGCUGGAGCAGUCAGAUGCAUUCUACCAAAAGCAGCCGCUGAUCCUCCAGCUCUGCUACGCCCUCUACAACAUGCUGGUGGCCCACUCAGAGAUGGUGUGCUACCUGGUCAUCAUCAUCAACCACAUGGUGUCUGCCUCCUGCGCCACCCUGGUCCUUCCCAUCACCAUCUUCCUCUGGGCCAUGCUGUCAGUGCCCCGGCCCAGCAAGCGCUACUGGAUGACUGCCAUUGUCUAUACUGAGGCCACCAUCGUCGUCAAGUACUUUUUCCAGUUUGGCUUCUUCCCCUUCAACCAGAACAAGAUAGAUAGGAAUAAACCAUAUCACCCUCCCAACAUCAUUGGUGUGGAGAAGAAGGAUGGUUACGUCCACUAUGACCUGGUUCAGUUACUGGCUCUCUUCUUCCACAGAUCCAUUCUGAAGUGCCAUGGUCUAUGGGAUGAGGACGACCCCAAAGACAAGAGAGAGCCCUCUCGUCAGAGUGAGUCAGAGGAUGAGGGAAGAGACAAGGAGGAGAGUGAGAAGGAGUCUGAACCCUCAUCACUGUUCAGUGAGAGGAGAGGCUCCACUCACACUUUGAGAUCCAUAAGCUUUGGGACCUCCAUUGAUUCAGGACAUGUCCAGGUGCACUACCCUCAACAGCAGACCUAUCAGCGUCGCAAGAGCUCCAGCGGAGGCUCGCACAUCUCUCACCGAUCUCUCCACUCCUCUGCAAGGUCCAAGAGAGGAAGUACCACUUCCCACAACAGCAGCCGCAAGGAUGGCAGCGAGGCCAGCGUCCAUCAGAAGACCCGCAAACAGAUGAUCAUGGAGAAGCUGAGGGAGCAGCUCCUCAAAGGAAAAGCUUUCAUCCUAAAGCGGUUCAUGGAGAUCUACCUUCCUAUGAGGCAGUUCUUCUAUAACUUGAUCCAUCCAGAGUACAGUGCAGUCACAGACGUCUAUGUGCUGAUGUUCCUUGCUGACACGGUUGACUUCAUCAUCAUUGUGUUUGGAUUCUGGGCAUUUGGUAAACACUCAGCUGCAGACAUCACGUCGUCUCUGUCGGAGGAUCAGGUGCCAGGACCUUUCCUGGUCAUGGUCCUGAUCCAGUUUGGGACUAUGGUGGUGGACCGGGCCCUCUACCUCAGAAAGUCCGUCAUGGGCAAGGUCAUCUUCCAGGUCAUCCUGCUCUUUGGCAUCCACUUCUGGAUGUUCUUUAUCCUGCCAGGAGUUACAGAAAAGCGUUUCAGCGAGAACACAGUCGCUCAGAUGUGGUAUUUUGUCAAGUGCAUCUACUUUGCGCUGUCAGCCUAUCAGAUCCGCUGUGGUUAUCCCACCCGGGUUUUGGGAAACUUCCUCACCAAGAGCUACAAUUAUGUCAACCUCUUCCUGUUUCAAGGUUUUCGCCUGGUGCCGUUCCUGACGGAGCUGCGAGCCGUGAUGGACUGGGUUUGGACUGAUACCUCGCUGUCUCUGUCCAGCUGGAUUUGUGUGGAGGACAUCUACGCUCACAUCUUUAUCCUCAAAUGCUGGAGAGAGUCUGAGAAGAGGUAUCCCCAGCCACGAGGCCAGAAGAAGAAGAAGGUGGUGAAGUACGGGAUGGGAGGGAUGAUUGUAGCGCUGCUGAUCUGUAUCGUCUGGUUCCCGCUGCUCUUCAUGUCUCUCGUUAAGUCUGUAGCUGGAGUCGUCAACCCACCGCUGGAUGUUUCAUUUACAAUCACUCUGGCUGGCUUUCAGCCCAUCUUCACCAUGAGCGCACAGCAAAAACAACUGCAGAAUGUGACACCAGAAGAAUUUGGAAAAUUUAUGAAGAGAUAUAUUGGUAAAGAUGAAGCCUUACAGUGGCUGGAGGGCUACAUGUACCAGGACCUGAUCAUCGCAGAUCUGAAAGGCAGCUCGAACUCUCUGUGGACCAUCAGUCCACCCAGCAGAGCCAACCUGAUAGAUAUGUUGGGCAGAGAUGAGGAUUUCCCCAUCACUGUGUCCUGGUCUGUGCAAAGAAACUUCAGUCUUGGUGCCAAGUCUGAAACAGCGUCUGGAAAACGAGUGACGUCUCUAGACCAAAAAACAAAGCUGGAGCUCAUAACGCUUCUAAAUGGGACAGGAAGCAACUCACAAGUGACCCUAACGAAUAUCUUCCCUCGUUAUAUUCGAGCCCCCAGUGACUCAGAUGCCAAGCCUGUUGACCAGCUUUAUGAAGGUGAAAAUAAAAUGUUUAACAUAACCUUGACCUUGAAGCGAGCUCAGAAUGACUCGGAUCAGAUCCAGGAGUGGUGGACCGUCAACCAGACAGAGCUCGGCCCGAUUGAUAAGAGGUCUCCAAAUUCCAAAAAGUAUGAAGCAGGCCUGGAGGUCUACAUCUUCAGCGACCAAGUCAGCCCGCCCAGUUUGGGCUUUCUGGCUGGAUAUGGCAUCAUGGGCUUGUAUGCCUCUGUGGUUCUGGUCAUCGGCAAGUUUGUGCGCGAGUUUUUCAGCGGGAUUUCCCACACCAUCAUGUUCGAGGAGCUGCCCAAUGUGGACCGCAUCCUCAAGCUGUGCACCGACAUCUUCCUGGUCCGAGAGACGGGGGAGCUGGACCUGGAGGAAGACAUGUACGCCAAACUCAUCUUCCUCUACCGCUCGCCGGAGACUAUGAUCAAGUGGACCCGAGAGAAAACUCAGUGAAACUCAGCGAGGGGACAUUAACUAACGAAGGCGAGUCUGAGCUUUUCGGACAGGAGCUGCUCAUUUGGAAAAACUGGGUGGUCGCUCUGUUGGUUUGAGCAGCUAUUUCAGCCCAUUCACCUGCUGAGGUAGCACAAAGCAGCUGAGGACCAGCUCUGUCCUCUUCAACUGAGCUCUGAUGGCAGUGAUACAGUGUUAGCUCCACACUAAAACACUUUCUUGAGUUAUAAACUGGUAUUUUCUACUAUUUACUGAUGAAAAAACAACAAUUGCAGUCAUAUUAUUAACAAUUGAGGACAAACAUUUGUAGGUGCUGUAUUUAUCUUGCGAAACCUGGCACAGUUUGGCAUCCAGUGGAUAAAAUAAGCAGCUGGUGUUCAGUUGGAGACGGAGAAAUCUUUUAGGACAAUUUUCCUAAGUUAUAAAAAGUGCUAUCCCUAAUUUAAAGGUAGGUUUUUAAACACAAAUGCAAAAGAACCCUCAUUGCUCGUCCCGCCUGCCUCUAACAUUUUCACAAUAGAGAGAAGCUCAACUGAAUGCAACAUUAAUCUUUAAGGGCUUCACACCAACAAAUACGUGGACAAUAAUGACCACAUGAGCACAAUCCCAUAUUUUCUCCAACUAGAACGCUUGGAUCGUGGGACUGUGCAAUAUUGAGCUCUCGUUCCUCCAAGUUUUCGAAGGAUGUGGACCGAGGGAAAAGGCCUGUUCUGACCAAGAAACAUUAAGACCACUUUUUUUUUUUUUGGCCACAUGGGAGCCUCUCCAGAGACACAACGCAGAAAACAUUAUCAGACAAUCUUUACUUGCCUUAUUUUGUUUGUAUGAGAAGAACUGAAACUCUUAUCAACUACAUAUCUUUCUCAGGAAGAGCUGUUUUCACAGAAAUUCAUCGUAUGAGUUAUAUGUUACAAUAUGUAGGUGAUGGAUCUAAAAAAAACAUAAGAUUGUAGAAAAGAUGAAAACUAUUUAAAUGGCAUGAAAUUUAAUGUGGAUAUUGUUCAGACGGACUGAUGUGAGUAUGUUUACUGCACAGGGAAACAGUUUAAGGCUGUAUCAAGAAAAUAAAUGUAUCUCUGUGUACUGUUUUCCUCACAGAGAAUGAGAUUAAUUGCCAAUCAUCCAUGUAGUGAAUCAUCCACAGGUUGGCUAGAGUCGAGACCAGCAGAGGGCUGUUUCUGAAUCAGGAUAACAUGCAUUAGGUGGCAGACUCUUGCACAUCACUUGUGAACCUCUCGCUCUUUUUAACAUUCAAGGAAGUCGUCAAGGAAGAAAUGAGCAGACACAAAAACGAUUCCUCACAUGAAGGGCUGGAACAUGGUCCAAACUAUGCAUUAGAGGACAUUGUAGCAUGAUAGAAAAACUUCAUUAUUGUCAUGACUAAUUUUCAUCACAUGUACAUACAAGUUUAAGGGGACAGGUCAGGGUGGAAUGAAAUGUGAAAUUGUACCUGUAUGUUAAGGCAUUGUGGUAUGAGGUCCAGAGAUCUGCAAAUAAAACGUCUGGAAAGGU
This is a messenger RNA of Siniperca chuatsi (mandarin fish), 11106 nucleotides long. RefSeq names its product piezo-type mechanosensitive ion channel component 2. Lineage: Eukaryota; Metazoa; Chordata; Actinopteri; Centrarchiformes; Sinipercidae. The coding region runs from base 541 to 9594 and encodes 3017 amino acids. The record is from RefSeq and is a predicted model, not a curated record. The transcript is spliced from 56 exons.